AUGGCUCUGUUCGAGGAGGAAAUGGAUACCAGUCCAAUGGUCUCCUCUCUGCUCAGCAGUCUUGCCAACUACUCAAACCUGCCAACGGGCAGCAAAGAACACGAAGAGGCCGAGAAUAACGAGGAGGGGGCUCGUCCGUCUAAAAAACCUGCUCCACAGCUGGGUACUCUGAUGGGCGUGUACUUGCCGUGCAUCCAGAACAUUUUCGGGGUGAUCCUCUUCCUGCGGAUGACCUGGAUGGUCGGGGUUGGAGGCGUCUUUGGCUCCUUUAUAAUUGUCUUCAUGUGUUGCUCCACAACAAUGCUCACAGCCAUCUCCAUGAGUGCCAUCGCAACAAAUGGAGUCGUACCAGCUGGAGGUUCGUAUUACAUGAUCUCUCGCUCUUUGGGGCCAGAGUUUGGUGGAGCUGUCGGGAUCUGCUUCUACUUAGGCACCACCUUUGCAGGUGCCAUGUACAUUCUUGGCUGUAUUGAAAUUGUGCUGAUUUACAUCCUUCCUCAGGCAGCCAUCUUUAAGAUUGAGGGCCUGGAGGGGGCUGAGGCCGAGGAGGCUCUCCUCAACAACAUGCGGGUGUACGGCACCAUCGUGCUGAGCUUAAUGUCACUGUUAGUGUUUGUGGGGGUCAAAUAUGUGAACAAGCUGGCCCUCGUCUUCCUGGCUUGUGUCAUCCUCUCCAUCGUGGCUGUUUAUGCCGGAGUCAUCAAGACAGCUAUUGACCCCCCCGUCUUCCCCGUCUGCCUCCUGGGAAAUCGAACUCUCAUGUCUAAAGGAUAUGACAUCUGUGCAAAAGUCAUGGAUAUAGACAAUGAAACUGUCACCACCAAACUGUGGAGGACCUUCUGUGAUUCUGACAGCCUCAAUGCCACUUGUGACGAAUACUUUAACAACAACAAUGUGACAGAGAUACAGGGCAUCCCAGGGGUCACCAGUGGCAUCCUGGCAGAAAACCUGUUUGGUAACUACCUGGAAAAAGGCAUGUUCCUGGAGAAGCGAGGGAUUGCAUCAGAAGCCAAUCCAGACAGUCCUCCACCCGGCUCCAACCGUUACGUCCUGGCUGACAUUACCAGCUUCUUCACCCUGCUGGUCGGGAUAUACUUCCCAUCUGUCACAGGUAUCAUGGCGGGCUCCAACCGCUCCGGAGACCUGCGUGAUGCUCAAAAGUCCAUCCCCAUUGGCACGAUUGCAGCGAUCACCACCACCUCUAUUGUGUACAUGUCCACUGUGAUCCUGUUUGGUGCCUGUAUAGAAGGAGUAGUCCUAAGGGACAAGUUCGGUGAAGGAGUCAAUGGUAACCUGGUGAUUGGGACUCUGGCAUGGCCGUCUCCCUGGGUCAUUGUGUUUGGCUCCUUCUUUUCCACUUGUGGAGCGGGACUCCAGAGUCUGACUGGAGCUCCACGUCUCCUGCAGGCUAUCUCUCGGGACGGCAUCAUUCCAUUUCUUAGAGUGUUUGGGCACGGCAAGGCCAACGGGGAGCCCACCUGGGCCCUUCUGCUAACAACUAGCAUCUGUGAGAUCGGCAUCCUCAUCGCCUCCCUGGAUGCAGUCGCGCCUAUCCUCUCUAUGUUCUUCUUGAUGUGCUACAUGUUUGUCAACCUUGCCUGCGCCCUGCAGACUUUGCUAAGGACCCCAAACUGGAGGCCGCGCUUUAAAUUCUACCACUGGGCUCUGUCUUUCUUGGGUAUGAGCUUGUGCCUGUCGCUCAUGUUCAUCUGUUCCUGGUAUUACGCCAUGCUCGCUAUGGGCAUCGCCACCUGCAUCUACAAAUACAUUGAGUUCUGCGGAGCGGAGAAGGAGUGGGGUGAUGGGAUACGUGGCAUCUCUCUCAGUGCUGCACGCUUCGCCCUCAUGAGGCUGGAGGAAGGACCGCCACACACCAAGAACUGGAGGCCUCAGAUGCUGGUUCUAGUGAGCGUGGAUGCUGAGCAGAACGUAGAGCAGCCUCGUCUGCUCUCUCUGACCAAUCAGCUAAAGGCAGGGAAGGGUCUGACUAUUGUUGGCACCUCAGUUCAAGGAACCUUCCUCGACAAUUUCACUGAGGCCCAGAGGGCAGAUCAGUCGCUGCGUAAAUUGAUGGAGACGGAGAAGGUGAAGGGUUUCUCUCAGGUGGUCAUCUCCUCCAAUCUGAGAGAUGGGACGUCCCAUCUGAUUCAAGUUGGUGGACUGGGAGGUCUGAAGCACAACUCUGUGAUGGUCAGCUGGCCCCGAAACUGGAAACAGCCAGAAUGCCACGAGCAGUUCAGGAACUUUAUUGAGGUGGUUAGAGAGACAACUGUAGCCAGUCUGGCCUUGUUGGUUCCUAAGAAUAUCGCCAGCUACCCGUCCAAUGGAGAGCGCUUCACUGAAGGACACAUAGAUGUGUGGUGGAUUGUCCAUGACGGAGGCAUGUUGAUGCUCCUGCCCUUCCUGCUGAGACAGCAUAAGGUGUGGAGGAAGUGCAAGAUGCGCAUUUUCACUGUGGCUCAAAUGGAUGACAAUAGUAUUCAGAUGAAGAAAGACCUCAUCACCUUCCUCUAUCACCUGCGCAUUGAUGCUGUGCAUGACGGUGACAUCUCGGCCUACACCUAUGAGAAGACAUUGGUAAUGGAACAACGAUCACAGAUCCUCAAACAGAUGCAUUUGACCAAGAAUGAGAAGGAGAGAGAGAUCCAGAGCAUUACGGAUAUAUCCCGUGGGUCCAUUCGGCGUAAAAACCCAUCGGCCUUGCGCUCGCAGCACAGCCCUGAUGAAGGAGCCAGCGUUGCAGAACAAACAGAAGACCAGGUGCAUCUGAUCCACAGUAAGAACCCCUCCACACCAGCCAGCCCCACAAGCCCCACGUCUCCCGCUGUGCCUGCAGGGGGUGCCACAACCUGGACGGACAACAAGGGGGCAGAGAAGGGAAAGAGCCCUUCAGAAGGGAACCCAGAGGUGGGCAGAGACCCCUUCAACAUGAAGCCAGAAUGGGAGCACUUGAGCCAGGUUGACGUGAGGCGCAUGCACACGGCGAUGAGGCUCAAUGAGGUCAUCAUGAAGAAGUCAAAGGAGGCAAAACUCGUCCUGCUCAACAUGCCGGGACCACCCAAGAACCGUGUGGGCAAUGAAAACUACAUGGAGUUCCUCGAGGUGCUCACUGAAGGUCUCAAUCGGGUCCUCCUUGUGCGUGGCGGAGGACGGGAGGUCAUCACCAUCUACUCUUGA
Trematomus bernacchii (emerald rockcod) is the source of this 3177-nucleotide messenger RNA. Its product is annotated as solute carrier family 12 member 5-like. Gene Ontology annotation, molecular function: potassium:chloride symporter activity. NCBI's taxonomy places the organism in Eukaryota, Metazoa, Chordata, Actinopteri, Perciformes, Nototheniidae. The record is from RefSeq and is a predicted model, not a curated record. Bases 1 to 3177 code for a protein of 1058 amino acids. The transcript has 25 exons. Gene Ontology annotation, biological process: cell volume homeostasis; potassium ion import across plasma membrane; potassium ion homeostasis. Gene Ontology annotation, cellular component: membrane.